AUGCAACAUCUGUUCGGCUCUCAUCCAUCCUCUUCAGCGUUGGCUGAUUACAUCUCAACCCUUUUUACUCUUGCAAAUAAGCAUCCAAUACCCCCAGAAAUCAAAUCUUAUCCGGACGCUGUCUACUUCAAUUACUUUGCUGUGGGCUUGAGCCUUCUAUUCUCCCCAAUAAAUGGAUACAAACCGGCAACAGAACUCGGCUUAAAAGACCUCCACGACAAAAGCCUUGUUCUCGAGAGCAUUGACCUUUACAAUGUUCCCAAACGCAGCUCUUCAGAUGAUCGAUCCAAAGCUGCAUCAUCGCGAUCGGCCGAGCUCGCGUUUUCAACAUUUCCUGUCGUCCCUUUCACCUUGAGUCUUGUAACAAAGGUGGAUGAUACACGGCCGUUGACGCUGGACGUGCUACCAGAGACAACUGGGAAGGAAUUUGUCAUGACGCUUGGCGAGCCAGAUCGCAAAGGAGGUGGUGCUGGACCAUCGUCUGGGUCGAUUGGGAUAUGGUGCGAGUGGUCGAAAGAUGGUAUCAUGAUUGAGUUUGGUGGAGACGAAGCCAAGGGACCUCAGGCGUGGGAGCGAGGAAAGGACGCAGUAUGGAAGAUCAUGACAGUCUUUCGUGUUGACAACGUUGAACGUUGA
This is a messenger RNA of Laccaria bicolor S238N-H82, 636 nucleotides long. RefSeq lists its product as uncharacterized. Bases 1 to 636 code for a protein of 211 amino acids. The record is from RefSeq and is a predicted model, not a curated record. The transcript has a single exon. Lineage: Eukaryota; Fungi; Basidiomycota; Agaricomycetes; Agaricales; Hydnangiaceae.